AAAGAAGCAUCUCUUUCUCUCUCUUUUUUUUUUCUCUUUUUCUCAUAACACCCCAACCUUUUAGACGCAUCGAGGAAAUGACCGCAGAUAAACACGGAUUCAGCCUUACUCAACUUACUUCCGAGAAAAUCGAGCGCGUCAAACGCGAUCCAAAGUAUAAGCAGCUCACAGACGAAGAUAUUGCCUUUUUCAAAAGCUUUCUUCCUGAAAAAUGCGUGCUGGAACGCGACUCAAUGUCAGUGUCUGAGCAUACCAAAUACGUAUGCGACUGGUACAACAUGUUCCGUGCCAACACAGCUGUAAUUCUGUUACCGGAAACGACAGAACAAGUGUCGAAGAUUCUCAAGUAUUGUAAUGAUCAGUUGAUUGCUGUUGUCCCUCAGAGUGGAAACACUGGCGCUUCCGGAGGAUCCAUCCCUGUGUUUGAUGAGAUCAUUAUCAGCACACAAAACAUGACCAAGAUACGUAAAUUCGAUGAGCUCAGAGGCGAUCUGGUCUGCGAUGCUGGAUGUGUUCUACAAGAGCUUGAUGAACAUCUUUCCCAGGCUGGGUUUCAGGUUCCUUUGGAUUUACCCGCGCGUCACAUCUGUCGUAUUGGAGGAAAUAUUGCGACAAAUGCUGGCGGCAUCCGCCAGAUGCGGUUUGGAAACUUGCAUGGAAGCAUCAUGGGUCUUGAAGUUGUUCUUUCCGACGGAUCUAUCAUUGAUAACCUGACGACCAUGCGCAAGGACAAUGCGGGUUACCAUUUAAAAAACCUGUUUCUUGGAUCGGAAGGCACACUAGGCUUUAUCACGGGCGUAUCGCUGGCUACCGCUCAAAUUCGUCCUGCCGUCAAUGUUUUCUUGAUUGCUUUACAAACUUUCGAACAUGUCGUUAAAGCAUACGGGCUGGCCCGUCGUGAGCUACCAGAAACAAUUGCUGCAUUUGAAGUUUUGGAUGCUUCGACGGUCAAGGUUGUCAAGGAUCAGGAAUUCCAAAUUCCCAAAGGAUCACCGUUCCCGCUUGAAAAGGAAACACAUCCAUUUUAUGUUGUCAUGGAAACUGCUGGCAAGGACCGUGAUAUUGAGGAUCUGAGAGCGAAUCGACUUUUGAAGCAACUGUUCGAUAAAGAAAUAAUAUUGGAUGGCCAGGUGGCUCGCACGCCUGAUGAGAUCGAGCGGUUCUGGUCAUGGCGUAACAACGUCCCCAAGGCUAUUGUUCAGCAGGGACCUACAUCGAUUCAUUUCGACGUUUCGUUGGACCUCCCAUUGUUGUAUAAGCUGGUUGAAGAUACCCGUGCAUGGGCUAUUGCGGAUGGCAUGAUUGGGCGUGAUAUUGUUGCAAUUUACGGUUAUGGACAUGUAGGCGAUGGCAACAUGCACUUGACUAUACCAGCAAUAAGAGAGGAUGAGGCUGUGCGAACCAAGAUUGAUGAUUUUGUAUAUGAAUGGGUUGCUGAACAUAAGGGCAGUGGCUCUGCGGAACAUGGCAUCGGUAUGAUGAAGGCUGCAUAUUUGUCGUACAGUAAAUCAAGUACUAUCAUCGACAAUAUGCGCAAGAUCAAGAAUGUAUUUGAUCCUAAUGGUAUCAUGAAUCCAUAUAAACUGUUCCCAACCAAGGAAGAAGAAGAGCAUGGAGAAAGCGUACGAAAGCGUGACCACGUAGGAUGCUAAGGAAAACAAUCCAAACGACAAGAAAAGUUACGGAAAAUAAAUGGCAAUUGCCGCAAGUGUAACCUUGACUUUUGUAACCAAUCUUUCCGACAAAACAUUUCAUAGCAAUGAAACGCCUAAUAUAGGCAAGCAUUGGCUAUGUUACAGUGCCAUGUGCGUGUAGUAGAU
This is a messenger RNA of Zychaea mexicana, 1820 nucleotides long. RefSeq lists its product as uncharacterized. Bases 78 to 1652 code for a protein of 524 amino acids. The record is from RefSeq and is a predicted model, not a curated record. Gene Ontology annotation, molecular function: catalytic activity; FAD binding. Gene Ontology annotation, cellular component: mitochondrion. The transcript has 11 exons. NCBI's taxonomy places the organism in Eukaryota, Fungi, Mucoromycota, Mucoromycetes, Mucorales, Lichtheimiaceae.